UUGAAAAUUUCUCUUUCGAAUACAAACUAUAGUUUUUCUUUUUCUUGACAUGCUUAUUGGAAACAAUUUUCUCUACUCGAUUCUUUAUUUGCAUAGUUUCUAGUAAUAUUGAAAAGAUACCUACUGUAUAUACGGAACUGAAUAGCAGCUAUAAGAAAGUAGCUGUUUUGCUACUCUUAUGAUCAUAUGUCAAAUAUAUAUGAACGUGUUUUUCAUAUGAUUUAGGUAACAACAAAUGAUAAUGAUCUUCCAGCUUCUUGAGAAAAACCAUUUGCUGCUAUUCGUCAUCAGUGUCCAAAAUCCUUUUUGAAUCGAACAAGUCUUGUUUGUCAUUGUCACCGUCAACAUGAUCAACAUCGUCAAAUAAAAUCCAGUAAAACAUCAUUACGUUCAGGUUCAUCAGCACCCAAAUCCACUUGAUCGUGGUCGUCAUGCUACAGAUACAUCAUCACUUAGUUGUUGUUCAAUAAAAUUUGUUCUUUCAAAUGAAUUUCUUCAUGAACAAUUUCAACAUUUGUAUAUUCAACAAUCUUUACAUACAAUUGAUAAAUUCACUGAAUGUUUUCCAUUACAUUCAGCUGUUUAUCACCAAGAACAACAACUUGAAAUCAAUGAUAAUAAUUUAUUAUGUAAUACAAUUCUUAAUGCUCAUGAAUUUGGCUUAACUUUUUAUCAAUUAUAUAAUAAAGUUAAAUAA
This is a messenger RNA of Rotaria sp. Silwood2, 697 nucleotides long. The record is from the annotation of a GenBank genome assembly. NCBI's taxonomy places the organism in Eukaryota, Metazoa, Rotifera, Eurotatoria, Philodinida, Philodinidae.